GCGCGCGCGAACACCGCCGCGGUGCUCGCCAGCAGAGCACAUUUGCACUCGGCGCAAAGCGCGCACGCACACUUUGCAUUCGGCGCAGGACAGCGGGGGCACUUUUCGCUCCCUUCUUCGCGCUCACUUGCGACCGUUUCUCAGCCAUGUUAAGUCGCGAGGCGUGAGCGCCGCGCGGCCGUCCCGGAGCUCGAGCCCGCCCGCCCGCCCCCCCACCACCACCCACGUCCCCUCCCUCUUCUUGUUCUCCUUCUCCUUUUUUCUUCGUAGAGCGUUGCCUUUUCUCCUCUAAAAUUGGCUCCCGUACAAACCGCCGCGUUGGAUCCGUCGGCGUACUGCGAGACUCCGGUGUACAACCCGGAUCUCUGCCCCAACAUGAUCGCCGCGCAGGCCAAGCUGGUGUACCACCUCAACAAGUACUACAACGAGAAGUGCCAGUCGCGCAAGGCGGCGGUGUCCAAGACCAUCCGCGAGGUGUGCAAGGUGGUGUCGGACGUGCUGAAGGAGGUGGAGGUGCAGGAGCCGCGCUUCAUCAGCUCGCUGAGCGAGAUGGACAACCGCUUCGAGGGCCUGGAGGUCAUCUCGCCCAGCGAGUUCGAGGUGGUGCUCUACCUCAACCAGAUGGGCGUGUUCAACUUCGUGGACGACGGUUCGCUGCCCGGCUGCGCCGUGCUCAAGCUGAGCGACGGCCGCAAGCGCAGCAUGUCGCUGUGGGUGGAGUUCAUCACCGCUUCGGGCUACCUGUCGGCGCGCAAGAUCCGCUCGCGCUUCCAGACGCUGGUGGCGCAGGCGGUGGACAAGUGCAGCUACCGCGACGUGGUCAAGAUGGUGGCGGACACCAGCGAGGUCAAGCUGCGCAUCCGCGACCGCUACGUGGUGCAGAUCACGCCCGCCUUCAAGUGCACGGGCAUCUGGCCGCGCAGCGCGGCGCACUGGCCGCUGCCGCACAUCCCGUGGCCGGGGCCCAACCGCGUGGCCGAGGUCAAGGCGGAGGGCUUCAACCUGCUCUCCAAGGAGUGCUACUCGCUCAACGGCAAGCAGAGCUCGGCCGAGAGCGACGCCUGGGUGUUGCAGUUCGCCGAGGCCGAGAACCGGCUGCUGCUGGGCGGCUGCCGCAAGAAGUGCCUGUCGGUGCUCAAGGCGCUGCGCGACCGCCACUUGGAGCUGCCCGGCACGCCGCUCAACAACUACCACAUGAAGACGCUCGUCUCGUACGAGUGCGAGAAGCACCCGCGCGAGGCCGACUGGGACGAGAACUGCCUGGGCGACCGCCUCAACGGGAUUCUAUUGCAGCUCAUCUCCUGCUUGCAGUGCCGCCGCUGCCCGCACUACUUCCUGCCCAACCUCGACCUCUUCCAGGGCAAGCCGCACUCGGCCCUGGAGAACGCCGCCAAGCAGACGUGGCGCCUGGCCAGGGAGAUCCUCACCAACCCCAAAAGCCUGGAGAAGCUUUGAGGUAACCCGCCCGAGAUCUUUUCGCAGGCGCCGCGCUCGCGCGCGUGCGCGACACGCACUCGCGCGCGCACACACGCUUUCCGGUACGAUUCCCACGACCCCUUUGACGAGACUUGAAACGCGCGUGGACAUUGGAUACCGUCGAUGUGUUGAUGGCGUUGUGAGAUUGUGAAUGUUGGUGGCUUUUGCUUUUCUUGAUCUCCCGGGAACGAAAACAACCUAAUUUAUACUUUUGCUCGAUACGGUUUGUACUCCUUUUUUUUUCUCGCAAAAGUUUACAUUUGAGUGUAAAGCAUCUGUUAAAGAAACAUUCCAUCGAGUUACUUGAAUUUUUAAUUUAAAGAAUCUUUUUAUUGGCUGUUCUCUUCUUUUUUUUUUUUUGAUUGCUCUGCCACGAUUUCUUUGGACUAAAACCUAUAUAAAUAUAGUAAAUAUAUCUGACGGUAAAAUUAAGGAAAAGAAAUGCACUUGAACUACACUGGAUUAUAACAUCUGUGACCUGUUUGUUUUUUUAAAUUGUCAUCCACUUAAUUUAAAGAGCUAAUAAAACCAACUGUUAUAUAUGUA
Hippocampus comes (tiger tail seahorse) is the source of this 2022-nucleotide messenger RNA. RefSeq names its product mab-21-like 1 (gene mab21l1). The record is from RefSeq and is a predicted model, not a curated record. NCBI's taxonomy places the organism in Eukaryota, Metazoa, Chordata, Actinopteri, Syngnathiformes, Syngnathidae. The coding region runs from base 376 to 1455 and encodes 359 amino acids. The transcript has a single exon.